Messenger RNA from Thamnophis sirtalis, 2468 nucleotides. Lineage: Eukaryota; Metazoa; Chordata; Lepidosauria; Squamata; Natricidae. The record is from RefSeq and is a predicted model, not a curated record.
AUCAGCAAAUUGCUCCCUUCUCAGCUCUCUGAAUCUUGUGCUGUUCUGAAUUCUGACAUAUAGUGGAGAUCAUGAGAUGUUAUGAAGGACUGACAGAGUGUCAGCGGCAACAUGUAUGUUUAGGAGCCUUUGGGAAGGAAAAUAGAAGCACCUCUUGAUUUUCCAAGGAAACAUGAAAAAGCUUUGGUAUCUCAUCUUCCUGGUCCACUUGUCAGAAGUGUCUACAGCUGAGGUAAUUACAGAGGUUUUCGGUGUUGAAGGGGAACCCAUUUCCAUCAAUUGCUCCUAUAGUCCUCAGGAGAACCAGUGGAGAGAGAAAAGUUGGUGUAAGCACAUAAGUGAGGCAACAUGCCAGCAUGUUGUCAGUGCCCGACGUUUUUGGCUGCCAUUUGUCAAGCGAAGAAAUGGCACCACAGCCAUUGCUGACAAUAUCCAAGAAGGGGUGGUCAUGGUAACCAUCAACCCACUCCAGAAACAGGAUGCUGGUUGGUAUCAGUGUUUGACACGUUUCUUGGGGACUGUGAAGACCCUGCAGAAGGUCAAGGUGAAUGUUCUGACAAGUACAGAGGAUGUACAAGAGACACCCAGAAUCCUUCACAGCAUCUCUGGCUCUCUUUCAAAUGCUGGAGUCAAUCUCAUCUUCCUAGUGGCUGGCUUUCUUGGUUUCAAACUACUGAUUGCUAUUAUUAUCCUAAUUAUUGCCAGAAGCAAGAAGAGAACUACUGGGAAUGAGAGCAGAGGAGAAAACCAGCAUUUUCACCUCCCAAUCACCACAGGGCACAUUUACCCACAGCCUUCUCUGCUCAAGAUCAGUUACAAGAUGGAAGUUUUCCCAGGCCUCCAACUAGUGUUGAUGCUCACAGGUCUUUUUGCAUCCUGUACGUCUUAUUUGUUCCCAAGUCUUUCUACUGCAAGUUUGCAAAACACAGGAAAGAGUCCAAAAGAGAUGGUACUAAUUCAAGGAACCUCCCUCAGAAUAAGAGCUUUCUGUGCCUAUCAAUAUUGGCAAGGAAACCCCGUUUGGUGCAAAGAAACACAACACACAGAAUGCCGAUUCCAAGAUCCAAGAAAUCCCACAGAACUAGGAUGGCAAUAUCUGACUUCUGAAGCAAACCAAAAGAUCAUGUUUGAAGGUGUAGUGAAAGGUUGCAUUUCUGUACUCAUGAAGAAUCUCCAAAUUGAAGAUUCAGGGAGAUAUUGGUUUGGAAUUCUAGCCGAGAUGAAAAUGGUUUCCAUAAAAUCAAUUAAAUUGGUAGUUCAUCAUGGUGAGCACGGUUAUUUCUUGUCUGGUAAAACUGUAUCACCUCCAAUAUCUAGGAUGCCAUUUACUUCCUCCAUAUAUGGAAUGAAGACUCAAGAAGUAACCAGGACACAAGGAGAAUCUCUCAGUGUCAAGAUUUUUUGUUCCCAGCAACAUGCGCAAGCAAAGAAAGUGUGGUGCAAAGAGGAACUGAUGAAAGAGUGCAGUCUUGAAAAAUCCAUAAGCUUCUCCGGAUCAGGAUGGAAAGGUCUCACUACACAACCAAAUCAACGUGUCAUUCUAAAUGAUUUGGGAAACGGAUGUAUUUAUGUCUUCAUGUCAGCUCUUCAACCAGAAGAUACAGGGUUAUAUUGGUUUGGGGUUCUUGAUGGCCUCAAUAUAAUCCCUUUGAGAAACAUCAAGGUGAUUGUUCAAAAAGAACAGCAAAAGACCAGCGAAGAUGAACAAAGAGUUUACCAGGUUAUCUGGAUUCUGGCUUCCAUUGGUGUAGCAAUUUGUGCUACCUACAUAUUAGUUGUCAUAGUGCUCAUCAAGAGAAAGAGGAGAGGUAUGUUUAGCACUUCUUUUGUCUUCCUACAGCUCAGAUUUUCAUGCAUGUUUUAUAGCAUAUCAUCAGAAUACUAAUGAAUAUGAAUGAAGCUUAUGCAUAUGCAAAUAUAGCAUAUGAUAUUAAGAAAGUAUGAGAACUGCAUUCCAAGAUGAAAUUAUCUGGACAGACUUUGAGGUUUCAUAUUCAUUUUAACACUGUUUAAACUGUAUUGUCAUUUGUGAGUAUAAAAAAAGCCUUUGUGAGGCUGGAAUAGCAAGAACUGGGGCUUCUGUCCAAGAGAUGCUUUUGUGUAUCAGUUGAGUUCUACAUUAUUCCAUCUAUUAAAAAGAAGUAAGUAUGUAAUGUAGCUAAGACUAAGAGGUGGGUAGAAUCAAGGUCUUCUGUCCCUUAGAUUACAAUUACUCUAUUUUAUAGACAUGGAAAAAUAGACCUUCUGGAAGACUUUCACAUAAAUAAAUCCCAGACUAUUUUGAAAAUAAAGGCAAUACUAGAGUCUGGUAUUUUUUUCUUUGCGCUACAGUAUGCUAGUUUCUAAUAUAGCAUAUCCUUUAGGUAAAAGAAUCCUUACAAAAUAGUUGAAUGCAAUAGGUACUUUUUUUUUAAGUACCAAGAGAGUACAGGUAGUCCUCAAGUUACGACUACAAAUGAGCCCAAAAU